GGCGCGGCGUUCAGGGACUCACUCACUCACUGUAGGUUAGGACUCCCGCUGGACGGACCGGAGCGGCUGCCUCUCUCAGCCAAAACUCGCAAGAAAAAAAACCCGUGAAAUCACUCGGAUACACUUCGACCGACAACGACUGGAGGGUUCACAUCCGAGCCGGACAUCAGAUAAGACCCGCAUCGAUUAAUUUGGGCGAACUGAUUGAUCACCGACUGUGUGUGUUUGUGUGUAUGUGUGUGUGUGUGUUUGGCGUUCCAAAAGGAAAACACACACACGCACGCACACACUCAGUCACAGGUUGCUAGCGGAGUUGACGCUAACCUAGCUAGCCGAGUUAAGCUAGCGGCGGUUAGCUGUGUUUUCCCUUCUCACCCGCGACUUCAACCAGCCGCAGCUAAACUUAAAAAAAACCCAGUCAGACAUUUUUCCAGACAGCCUGCUCCAUGAUUCAGUCAUGAUGUGGUGUUUUUUCGGACGUUUAUCAAGUUGGCCGGCUGGUAGCAUCGGCUGACUGAAGCCUAACGUUCACUCACAGUCCCGACCUGGAUUUUUUACUCCCGUGUGUGUUUUUCCUUCUUUUCCACUGCUGCUGGUUUCUGUUUUUUUUUUAAAGGUGGACUUUGCCCUCGGGGUGUUUGAAACUCUUCCCCCACUUCUACUAAACAUAUAUAUUUUUUUAAAGAGCCUCCAUUGAUUAUCCUGCUGGAGUAUUUCAAAACUUGGCUGGAAGCGUUUUUUUUCUUUUUCUUUUUCUUCUUUGGGAGGUAAAAAGUUUGAGGAGGAUUUUUCCGAGCCUGUGGAAAAAUGGAUGCGGGUAUAGAGAAGGAAUGCAGCGCCUUGGGAGGGCUCUUCCAGCUCAUCAUGAACGACAUGAAGGCCAGUUAUCCUACAUGGGAGGAUUUUGUAACCAAAGGAGCCAAGCUACAAUCACAGCUCAGGACGACCAUCGUGGUGACCGGAGCCUUCCUCGAUGCUUUUCAGAAGGUGGCAGACAUGGCGACCGGGACCAGAGGUGCGACCAAGGACAUCGGCUCAGCGCUCACCAGGAUGUGUAUGAGGCACCGCAGCAUCGAGUCCAAACUCAAACUGUUCACCACAGCGCUCUCAGAAGGUCUCAUCACUCCGCUCGAGCUGAAGAUGGAGGAGUGGAAAAAAGUGGCCAGUCAGCUGGACAAAGACCACGCCAAAGAGUACAAGAAGGCUCGAGCAGACAUCAAGAAGAAAUCGUCAGACACCAUCAAACUGCAGAAGAAGGUGAAGAAAGGGAAGGACGAGGUCCGCGGUCAGCUGGACAGCGCGCUGCAGGACGUCAACGUGCGUUACGCCGUCCUGGAGGACACGGAGAAGCGAGCCGUGUGCAGAGCGCUGAUUGAAGAGAGAGCGCGCUACUGCAGCUUCGUCACCAUGCUGAAGCCUGUCCUGGACCAUGAGAUCAACAUGCUGGGUGAAGUGACUCACCUGCAGACUAUUCUGGAGGAUCUGACCAACCUGACAGCUGAGCCCAAUAAACUCCCACCAGCCAGCGAGCAGGUGAUUCUGGACCUGAAAGGUUCUGACUUCAACUACACCUAUCAGACCCCUCCAGCGUCUCCCAGCAACACACUGUCCAGGAAGAGCAGCAUCAGCAGUAACUACCAGUCUGGAUCAGUGAGACACGUUCCCUCUCUGGACUCUAUCAGCUGUGCUGUCGAUGGAGUACACAUCCAGGAUGCUGUCGGCUCCACCAAUCAGCUCGCUGCUGGGGGGAGCGGAGGGGCGGAGAACGGCUUGUUGGCGCCUCCACACGCCUACUCGCACCACGGAGAGAGAGCUCGGGCCAUGUCUGCGUCUGGGAAGUCGUGCUCGGCCCGGGAUCAGCUGGCGUUGACGUUGGGUGCGUUGAAUUCGGACGCCCCACGGAGCAGCAGGGACUCUCUGCACUGUUCCAGCGGCUACAGCACUCAGACCACCACCCCGUCCUGCUCCGAGGACACCAUACACACACACACUGUAAGGAGAGACCCUCCCCUCUAUGUUGACUACGAGUCCAUCUCUCUCCACGGAGACGCCGACUCCAUCUCCCUACAUCACCUCUCCCACGGCAACAACCAGUCAGACUUCGACAAGUCCUCCACCAUCCCGAGGAACUCCGAUCUCAGUUUCCAGUACAGGAAGUUUGCUCAGUCCAAGCGGCCCUCCUCCACCGUCAGCCUGUUGGCCGAGCCCGAGCUGAUGGGCAGGUCCGUCCGCCAGCUGCCGUCCCAGACGGCAACCAUCAGGCGCAAACCGUCGUCCAAGCCAGCGUUCCGCAGAGGCACGAUCAGUGGUGGGGUCCCCAUCCCCAUCAGCACCCCGCAGGUCCCCCUCAAAGCGCUCGGAGGAAAUGGAGGGAGUGAUGAGAAUGUUUUCACAGCGCCCUCUGCAGGAGGAGCAGGAGGUUUAGGUUACAGUAAACUCUGCACCUCCACACAGAGCCUCAGUGCCUUACCUCCCUCCUCCUCAUCACCGUACUACCAGCUGGUCCCUGGUCAGAUGCCCAUCCCGGUGCCUGUACCCACUGUACCCUCCCUGCCACCAGAGGGCGGCAACGCCAAGCAGCUACAACAGAGACAGUACCAGCAACAUCUACAGCAACAGCAGCAAAUCAACCAGCUAAACCAUCAACAGCAACACAGUCAAGUACAGCAGCAGCAGCAGCUACAGCAGCAGUAUCAGCUGCAGCAGCUGCAAUAUCAGCAACAAGUACAUCAGCAGCAGACAAUCGACCAACAACUCAAUCAUCAGCAGCAGCACAGUCAACUACAGCAGCAGCAGCAACAACUUCAGCAACAGCUGCAACAUCAGCAGCAACUGCAGCAACAGUUCCAGCAUCAACAAUCACUGCAGCAGCAGCAGCAGCAGCUUCAGCAGCAGCUGCCACAUCAACAGGACCUUCAGCAGCAGCUGUACCAGCAGCAGAAACAGAAGCUGUUCCAGCAGCAGCAGGCCCAGCUGCAGCUCCAGCAGCAGGCCCAGCUGCAGCUCCAGCUCCAGGCCUCUGCCUCCCAGGGAGAGCCCCCCAGUGUGGACCACAGAGCUCACUACCAGCCCCAGGCUCCUCCACCCUCCAGCCAGGACCAGGACCCGGAGCUGCCCCAGGGUGGAGGAGGAGACAUGCUGACCCAGAUCAGAGGAAUAAAACUCAAAAGGACCAUCACCAACGAUCGCUCCGCCCCUCUCCUGCCCCCACCGACCAAUCACAAAUGAGGCUGACGGCUGCAGGUUUACUGUUGAGUGUGUUCAGAGAGUCGGACACACAGACUUCCUGUUGAACACAGGCUGGACUGAUCGAUCGCUGGAGCUCGACGUGUCUUAUUUUAUUUUGUAAAACUUUGCUUCCUUUUAGGCCGUUUAGAUUUCUGUUUGUUUUAAACAUUUUCUUUGAGACUCUGUUGUCAUUUCCUGUUGCUGCAGCAACCAUCUUUUGCCUUUUUUCAGUUCAUGUUUGCAUUUGGAUUGUGCAUAAAGUUUUUGUCUGACGCAGUCUUACCCGUAGAACUGUUGAUUGUUUUAGUUCGUCCUCACUUCCUGGUCAGGUGAUCGUUACGUGGCUUGUUAAUCAGCCACACAGGAAGCUUUAGUGUCUCAGAUCCUCUUCAGUCCGGGGUGUGUUUGAUUUGCCUUUUUGCAUAGACUCUCAGACGGGUGGGGUUUAGUAAUUAGCCCAGUGGCUCCCGCUGUGGUUGAACCAUGGUGUGUGGAGGCGUGAACUGGCUGGCUGUGGGUCAGUGUCGGUCCGGUGUGUCUGAACGGUGACUGUUCGGUUUCUCAAAGAGUCGAAACACCAAACAGACGCUCGUGACUGUGGAAUAAACCGUCGACUGUGUCUGUAGAAUGUAAAUACCUUCGAACAAACGACGCUUCGUGAGCACCUGAGGAGGUUGGAUGUUUGCACCGCACAGAAAUUUGAACUGAAGAGAAUUUGGAUUCCCUCACCUUCAAGCGGCGACAGUUUCCUCUCCUGGGAUGCCAAAUGGUGCCGUCGAGAGCUCCUGUUUGUGAGAAAGGAUUAAAAACGUUACUGUGUACGAAUCUCUGGUUUACUGUGUAAAUAAGUAGCUUUUAAACACGAGGAGGAAGAACAAAGAAGACGACGGGUUGGUUUGCAACUUUCAGAGGCGACGCUGUUGUUUGCGACUCCAGCUGACGUCACUCCUGAGAGCACAGCGAGCGACGAGAAGCAGAAUAUAAAGAAAAGUGACGUACAGAUCUGUGAUGUCUGAGAGCAGGUUUAUCAGCUGUUACAGGAACACGCCGCCAUGUUGGAACAUAUAACUGGACUGGACUGUUCUGAUGAGGAACCAUUACAUUUGGUGGUUAAGGAUUGUGAACAAGAUGAACUGAUUAGACCAACUAUAAGACCACAGGAUUAACAUUAAUAUUUUUUGGCAUUUCUUGUCACUAGUUGGGCCACAAACACAUCCAGUUGGUAUAAAUGAUGUCAGCUGAUGAGUCAUCAGACCAAUCCAAUGUCAGUACAGAAUCUCCAUGUUUAAAUUAACCUACAGACAAGGUGUCCAAGAGAUCACUGACAACUUGUAUUUUCACACUAAAAUGUUCAGUCACAAUUCUGUUUGAACCAAAUUUAAUGGCUCUUCAUCAAAAAAAUGUAUAUGCACUAUUAUUAUUAUUAUAGUAUCACCCACAAAAACCUAGUUUCAGUUGGUCACAUGUUCCUGAAGUUAAAAAGAUAUUCACGUUACUGUCACGUAAACUGAAACAAGCAGAAAUUCCACGUGAAGUUUUACCGUGACAAUCAAUAUUCAGAUGAUCAGGUUUUUGUUUCAGCUCUCGUCACCGAGUCAAACAGUCAGUUUGAUGUUCUAGCAGGUGGACAGACGAAGAUCUUUCCCGUGUCUCUCCGUCAACAUGGCUGCGUUUCCAUCUCAACUAUUGGAAAACAAGAAGCAGCAACUUAACACACUUAAAAUAAUUCUCUGUUUUAUGGAAACAGGAUUUCAUUUGGUUUACAAAAACUCCACUAGAAUUAGAUUGUGUUUGUUUGAAUUCAGCCCUGAAAUCCACCUCAGUCAGCUUCUGAGUUUCCCGACAGCCAAUCAGAGCGCAGGACUGUGAGGACUUUGUGUUUGCUUUAAAUUAAACUGUAUUUAUCUGCAGAGGUCGGUUGGGCUCCAGUAGCUGGUUCUAUUUUGGAUCCUAUGUAGAUCUGUUCAUUUGUUAAAUCUGAUGUUUUAUCUCCUCACUCUUCUCUUUGGCUCGGAUCUUGUGCACAGUAAACUGAUUCCAGACCUCUUAAUCACUGCUCAUCUUAAAUAAUUAGCAUUAUAAGUUAACUUAAAGAAUCAAGUCUUAAUCCCUCUUUUCCCAAACUGGAUUUCAGACUGAAUAACGCCGUGUUGCCUCUGAAAGUUGCGGCCAGAAGGUGCUCGGACGCAGAGCCGGAGCUUCUGCUGAGGAGUUAACUGACAUAAGGAGCCUGCAAACGAUGAUUGUUUUAAUUAAGCAGUUAAUGCGUAAAACAUUUGGUCUAAAAAUAUCAGAGAACAGUAUUUAAAAGAAAAGUGAUUUAUCCAAAGUCCACAGAUGUUCACUUUACAACACAAAGACAGAAAACAUUUGAAAAUCUAGAACCGAUGUUUGUUUGUUUUUGGCACAUUUGCUUAAAAAUAGUUUCAAACAAUUAAAGGAUCAUAAAAAUGUUCAAAUUCCUGUUGAUUGACUUCCUGUUUCUGCUCAACAUUCAACCGUUUCUGAUCUUUUUUUAGACCAAAGCUGAUUGUGACAUUUCCAGCGACACACUAAAGUUCAAUAAAGAUAAUUUAGUCAUUUCUACUAGAAUUACGUUCCUGAAUGUGUAAAGAAACUAUAAUGUUUUGUUGUUGUUUCUUUUAAAUACUCAAAAAUUUGACUGGAGUUUGGUUGGCGGCUCAUCAAACAUUUGUCUCCAUUGCGUCGGGCUCUACUGGGACCUCAGUAUUUCUCACUCUGGCCCUGCUGGAGAGCUGCCAGCAGAGACCUGCUGCAUGCUGGGAAAUGCAGUCCAGUCUUUGGUCAGCUGGUCCCAGCCUGCUCUCAGAAACAUUUCUGUGUCUUUCAUGAUUCCCUGCAGCUGAUUUAAGUGUUUAUAUUGUUGACGAGACAGUGACGCUGCCUUCUGAACAAUCUGAGAGCUUCUGAUAUUCAAUUGAUUGAUUGAUUGAUUGGACCCAUUAAGACAGACAGCAGUUGUGUUGUGUGUGUGUGUGUGUAUAUAUUAGUGCUUCUAAUUCUGGGAGAGAUCUAAAUCUAUAUAUAAAAUGUAUGUAAACAUAUCCUGAUUGUAUUUUUGUUGAUUUAUUGAUCAGACGACGUGAUCAGAUCUGACACUGCCAUCGGCCGUCACUCGUCAUAUUUUUGUAGAAAAGCUUUAAAGGAGGAAACCCAGUGAACUUCCUGAUGUUCGAGGAUCUGAAACCUGAUUGGAUGUCUGACUGUCGACAAGCAAACGAAGAACUAAACAGACGCACGGACGACUUGAACCAACAGAAUGUAGAAAUGUUUUGUUUUUCAUCUUUUGAUGUUCGCUGUGGGAUCAAUAAUAAUAAUAAUAAUAAUAAUGAUAACUGAUUCAUCAA
Molecule: messenger RNA, 6596 nt
Organism: Acanthopagrus latus (yellowfin seabream)
Lineage: Eukaryota; Metazoa; Chordata; Actinopteri; Spariformes; Sparidae
Gene: mtss1
Product: MTSS I-BAR domain containing 1
Exons: 14
Coding region: 808-3228 (806 amino acids)
Biological process (GO): plasma membrane organization; cell projection assembly
Cellular component (GO): actin cytoskeleton; cytoplasmic side of plasma membrane
Molecular function (GO): actin binding; phospholipid binding
Source: RefSeq, a predicted model, not a curated record